Molecule: messenger RNA, 3056 nt
Organism: Micropterus dolomieu (smallmouth bass)
Lineage: Eukaryota; Metazoa; Chordata; Actinopteri; Centrarchiformes; Centrarchidae
Gene: ric8a
Product: RIC8 guanine nucleotide exchange factor A
Exons: 14
Coding region: 147-1913 (588 amino acids)
Biological process (GO): G protein-coupled receptor signaling pathway
Cellular component (GO): cytoplasm; plasma membrane
Molecular function (GO): guanyl-nucleotide exchange factor activity; G-protein alpha-subunit binding
Source: RefSeq, a predicted model, not a curated record
UGCUUCUUACCGGCUGGUCGGGAUUCAGACACCGUGCAGUCAUCUGUGUGUGGUGACAAACGAUAGCGCGUAGGCCUUAACAAUCUGCGUGACAGAUACACAAACACAGAGGCAUUCUUUAACAGUGAAUUCAAGAGGAAGCUGCGAUGGCGAUGAAAAUGGAUUUAAAUGCCAUCAUAGAGCAAAUGGAGACGGGAGAGCAAGACAGCGCUUUGGCGACUCUACAGAGCUACAACAUAGAGAUGAACCAGUGCUUUACAUUCAGCAAGGAAGAAGAGCGGGACAGAAAGCAUCUUGGGGAGUUGGUGCUUGGUUUCCUGAACAGGGACUUGCAGCCUUCCUGCCAGCUGGCCUGUCUAGAAACAGUUCGAAUCCUUUCCAGAGACAAACACUGCCUGGACCCCUACAUUAGUCGCUCUGCCAUGUCUACUCUCUGCCGCUACGCCGGCAUCUCAGUGGCUGGUACUGCUGUACCUGCCUACAGCCAGCCAGUGGAGGGCCAAGUGAAGGGUGAGGGAGGAGAGGAGGAAAAGGCAGCAGAUAGAUCAAGUGAUGUGGUGAAGGAAGCCUCCCCUACUCCAGAAAACCCUGACCAGGAAGUGAUUGUAGAGGCUCUCAAGUCCAUCUGUAACAUCCUGCUACACAGCGAGACAGGACAGGUGAUAGCAGCAGAUCUUCAAAUGAUAAAGGGUGUGGCAGAGAGGCUGAAGCAGUGUCAUGAUCCCACCUGGAACCAUGAGGUACGUUUCUUUGACCUGCGCCUCACCUUCCUGCUCACUGCCCUCAGAGUAGACAUCAGGGCGCAGCUGGUUCAAGAGCUUCACGGCAUCAGUCUGCUAGGCAACCAGCUGGAUGCUGCACUUGGUCUGUGUCGGCCAGACACAUUGGAGAUUGGGUUAGAGGGUGUCUCAACUGAAGAACCACUCCCACUGAGCCGCCAGCAGACAGAACUAGCCAUGGAAAUACUGAAAAUACUGUUCAAUAUUACAUUUGACACAACCAAGCACAAGAUCGAUGAGGAAGAGGCAGCAGAGUACAGACAUUUGGGAGCCAAACUAAGACACUGUCUAAUGAGCCAUGCAGAUGGAGAGGAGCGGACUGAGGAGUUUCACAGCCAUACUGUUAACUUGCUAGGUAACCUCCCUCUGCCCUGUUUGGAUGUACUGUUGAUGCCCAAGGUGCAACAAGGAUCCUGUGAGUACAUGGGGGUCAACAUGGAUGCUGUCAACAUUCUGCUAGAAUUCAUGGAGAAAAGACUUGACCGGGGACAUAAACUGAAGGAGACCCUUCUCCCUUCACUGAACUUACUGACUGAGAGUGCCCGCAACCACCGAGAGACCAGGAAGUUCCUUAGGUCAAAGGUGCUGCCUCCACUGCGUGAUGUGAAGAACAGGCCAGAGGUGGGCAGUACUCUGAGGAACAAACUAGUCCGUUUAAUGACACACAUUGACACUGACGUCAAGGACGGUGCUGCCGAAUUCCUCUUUGUUCUCUGCAAAGAAAGUGUUUCAAGGUUCAUUAAGUACACUGGAUACGGUAAUGCUGCAGGUCUGCUGGCUGCAAGAGGACUUCUUAGGGGGGGCAGAGACUCUGGCAUCUACUCUGAAGAUGAAGACUCUGAGACAGAGGAGUACAGAGAGGCCAAGGCCCAUAUAAAUCCAAUAACAGGAGUUGUAGAAGAGGAGCAGCCAGAUCCCAUGGAGGGAAUGACAGAGGAGCAGAAAGAAUAUGAAGCCAUGAAGCUGGUCAACAUGUUUGACAAACUGUCAAGGACCAAUGUGAUCCAGCCCAUGCAGCUCGGUAUGGAUGGGAAGAUGAGAGAGAUGACUCCUGAGGAUCUGCAUAAACUGACCCACAAUCCUUUGUUUCAGCCAGAAGAGCACAUAAAUUCUGACAGUGAAGAUGAGGCUUAGCAAACACAGAAGCAUAAAUGCAGAAACAGAUUCAACUCCUGUGACAAUUGUGGAAGAGCUGUGUCAUUAUUUUAAAUACUCACAUCACAUAUUAUACCACCACAUAUAUUCUGAUGGGAGGUGAAGCUUACGGAAAGUUAGCAUUUGUUUAGUCAAAGUGAAAACACAGCAUGGAGUACACGGGGCGGCUUAAAGGACCAUAUCGCUGGUGUUAUGAGUGCUAUUCUGUCAAUUACAAAUCACCAACUACUGCUGACCAUUUUCCAAAGAGUACCAUUAGUUUCCUUCCUCCAAUAUUCAUUUCAGUAUACCACGAAAACCACUGUGCUUAGGGGCAAAGCUCAGCAAAUGUCAAAAAGAGCUGAAAAUUCUUGACUCUAAAGCUAGUGUGGGGUCCCCUGGAUUUUAAGUUGUUGAACCUUAAAAAUAACUUCCAAAGCAUAGAUUUCUUGAAUGAUGUCAUCUGUCAGGGGACAACCUGUGAAGGGUUUCCCUAAAUAAGACCUUUCCACCAUAAGCAGGAAAUUUCUCCAGAAUGCAGGUGCACAUGCUCAUCAUCAGAUCAUCUUCUGACUUUAAUGAGAUCAGUUACACAUAAUGUUUCACCACAACAACAGUAUGCCUGAGCUCUCUGUUAAUGUGCAAGUCAUCUUUGAUUGGCAUUUAUCAGUCACCUCCACACAUACUGUAUCCUUUAACUUUUGAAAAAAUGACAUUUGAAAAACUCAACAGCACCAUUUCUUCCCAAAAACAACAUCCCAGUUAAUGUUACUCAGGAUAAUCCACGGACCUCACUGUCAACAGAAAUAUCUACAGCAGAAACAGAUUUGUGCUCACAGUUUGUCUCCAUAUGAAGUUGAACAUUUUUAAGGAACAUGUCUGUGAAGAAAUGGUCAGUUAUUCAAGAUUAGAAUCAAUCAAAUCAACUAAAGAUACUCAAAGAUGUUUUGCCUCUCAUCCAAAAGGCUUCUUCAGUUUGUAGGAACAUUUUUACAGAAUGUUGGAACUCUUUGUGAUUAGAUGAAGACAUAUGUCAUUUUACUUACUUUUACAUGAGAGCAAAGGAAAAUAGCCAAAGAGCUGUUCUUCAGUUUAUAAUGAUGGAAUCAACUGUAUCUUAAAAAAAUAAAACUAUGAACUGUA